ACUGGUCUCAAGCACAUAACGACAAGAGUGAGUACUUUCUUUGCGGUGUCUCGGGGAAACAAAGAGGGAAGCAGUGUCUCGAGAGGAAUUGGGAGGCCAUGUUUGAGAAGGGUGCAAGGAACGGGGGCGCCAGGAGCUACCUUGUGGGCAUGCGUGCGGGCGACGGAUGCGAAAGGAUAGGGGGACAUGAACAAAGGCAGGGAGGCAGGCAGAUCUGAGGCGAAAAAGGAGGAGGAGGAGGAAGGAGGGGAUAGAAAGUAGAGCAAGGACGAAAUGCUGACCCAUAGUCUUGGCGCAUCAGUGGUUAACGUCAAGGACUGCCCUGCCGACGCCUUCAUCACGGCUUACGCCAACCACCUCAAGAGGUCUGGCAAGAUCGAGGUCCCCGUCUGGGUCGACAUCGUCAAGACGGGCCACUUCAAGGAGCUCCCUCCUUACGACCCUGACUGGUUCUACGUCCGAGCUGCUGCGCUCGCCCGCCACAUCUACCUGCGCAAGUCGGUCGGUAUCGGCGCGCUGACCAAGCACCACGGCGGCCCCAAGAACAAGGGCCACCGCCCCCAGCACCACGUCGCCUCGUCGGCCAACGUCCAGCGCAAGGCUGUUCAGGGCCUCGAGGGCAUCGGCGUUCUUGAGAAGGACCCCAAGGGUGGCCGCAGGAUCAGCCAGGAUGGCAUGAGGGAUUUGGACCGGAUUGCCGUGGCGUGCCUCGAGAGCCUCAAGGAGGACGACGAUGAGGAGGAGGAGGAGGAAGAGGAGGAGGACGACGAGUAAAUGCCGUAGAAGACACGCUACACACUGAGACUCGCUCGCUUGCUUUACUUUGGGUUAGGAGGGGGACGCUGGCAGCGGGUGGAUGUUUGUCGUCUCUCUUCGCUCGAUUGGGCGGGUAUCAUCUCUUUCCCAUCCCCCUUUCUCUCUCUUUUCCCCCUUUGUGUACUAUGCAUCAAAUGGUCUCCCCAGUCAUCGUCCUCUGCCAUGGGACAAACCAUCAAAAGCAAGAAUGCUGCUCGUCGCACCUGACGACGAUCCGGCUCAUGUUUUCCUUUUUUCUCAUAUCAUCACACCCACCAGAAUAGGCAUCGAUUAUUCAUACCUCGGUGUGAUUGAAGCCGCCGG
This is a messenger RNA of Acaromyces ingoldii, 1119 nucleotides long. Its product is annotated as putative RPS19B-ribosomal protein S19.e, cytosolic. Bases 274 to 774 code for a protein of 166 amino acids. NCBI's taxonomy places the organism in Eukaryota, Fungi, Basidiomycota, Exobasidiomycetes, Exobasidiales, Cryptobasidiaceae. Gene Ontology annotation, molecular function: RNA binding; structural constituent of ribosome. Gene Ontology annotation, biological process: ribosomal small subunit assembly; translation. The record is from RefSeq and is a predicted model, not a curated record. The transcript has 3 exons. Gene Ontology annotation, cellular component: ribosome; cytosolic small ribosomal subunit.